AUCUUCGCCACAUUGAAGCAACCUCAGAGCAUGAAUGUGGUGGCGACAUCGAUAUCGGGAACGAAUGUGCAGCUGGUUGUAAGCUCCCUCAGCGACCAGAGUCAGGUCGUAUGCGUCGAGCGCUCGUAUGUGGCCUUGGAAAAGCUGCAUGCUUUCCUCAUCAAGAAGCAUGGCACGCUGAACAUCCCGAGCUUUCCAGUGUUUCCGUCGCCCGCGACCGACGCCAAGCUUGCCGUCCUGUGUGCAGAGCUCACGGUGUACUUCAAAUGCGGUGCGGUACACGAGAGCGACGAAGUUCAUGCCCUCGUGAACGAAGAGCGGGCCGCCGGGGUCGCGCACAUGACCGCAAUCGACUUUAUCUUGCAGCCGUUCGAAUAUGAAAAGGUCAACAUCUUGCGCGGGUCCAAGCAUGAGCUCCAGCUCCAAGUCGCGUCCGCGGGGCAAACGUUGGUAUGGAAGUUUGAGGUGGACGACUACGACAUUGAGUUUUACGCGGAAUUCCACACGCCGUUUCCCAUGUACACGGAGAUCUUCCACGCCGCGACCAAGUAUCAAACCACCUCCAAGCCCGUCGAAGGCAUGUACACGUGCACUCGGCCUGGCGUGGUGACCCUUCGCUGGGACAACGCGUACUCUCGCCUUCGAAACAAGACUGUGUUGUACUUGGCGCAUGUGAUCGGCAAGGACAUGAUGGACUCUGCGUUCGCCGCGGCCGACGCGUUAAACCAGGCCAUGAAGGAAGCGGGGCCCACGUCCGGCAACUGCCUCCACUUGCAAAAGUCGCCGGUCGUCAAAACCUCGUCGGGGGGUCGCCUUCCGUUGGCGAUGCCGUCGCUCGAGCAGCUGACCCCUCAAUGGCUCAUGGAUGGCCUCAUGCAUACGACGGCCACGUACGCGGCGCGGCUGUUCGGGUCGCGCCGGCCGCCGCUGACCAACACGGACGCCCCCAGUGCUUACGAGAACAGUCUUAUGCAAGAGCUCAAUGGCCUCAACAUGACGCUGCUGCAACGAGUGGAACGGCUGGAGGAUUCGCUGGCGAGGAUUGCAGUGGAGCGAGAUCAAGCAUUGUCCAGAGUCCAACUCGCCGCUGCCAAAACCGAAGCCGAUGCCGUGGCACUAGCUGACAUGAGUGUUCAAAUCCAAGCCCAACAAGACGAAAUCGACCGGUUGUGCCGCGAACGGCAGAGUUGGCCUGCCGUCGUUGCGGAGCGGGACGCGCUGCUCUUGGAAAAGCAUCGAUGGGCCAUGAUUGACGAGUUCGAUGGUUAUGCCGACAAGAUUGAUCCGGCGAGUCUGUCACCACCUCAGGAAGGCAACUUGCACUUGAAGGAUGAUGUACGCCAAGCGCUGGAAAAAGAGCUGGGGCAGGCCGAGCUGACUUUGCUCCGCGUUCGGGCGCAGUUGGGGUAUUCGCUGCACCAGAAUGUGCCUGUGGGCAGUGGCGGCGAUCGGCUGGAGCGGCUGGCGCAUGUUCGUUGGAUGUUUGAAGUAUGCAUGACGCGCAUUAACCUGGGAACUGGUAGGACUUGGCGGCGGCCAAGACCGAGUUUGACGACAAGAUGGAGCACACGGUGCUUCACGUUGCCGAGCUCAACCAGCAGGUAUGUAUGCAUGUCGAGUGUAUCCAGUGGAGAUAGAUAUUCACGCGGGUGACGGCAGAUUGUCAAGUACAAAAGCCACAAGAAGGUGCUGGUGACGGAAUUGCGCAACUUGAAGCGGGAAACCGACGGUCAAGUGGCGGUCGCGAUAGCCGAAGCGUGCGAGGCGCGGAUGGUGAACCAGAGCCUGAAGCGGCAGAACGAGUUGCUACUGAGCCAGAUGCGCACAAUCGUGGACGAGACCAAUCGUGCUGCGGCCGCGACGAACGAAGCACCGGAAGUGUCGCCGUUGCCCAGCACGAUCACGGCCGCCGACAUUGCGUUGUUGAACGGGCUGCCAGAAUCCAACAAGCCACUCGGUCGGCCGGCCAAUCCAUACCGCGAACGUCUGCUUCAGUUCUUCGAAGAGUUCGACCCGAGCCAGAUCGACCUCAUCGACGACAUGUUGGACAGCUACCGCGGCGUCGAGGAUUCGCUCAUGGAAAGCCUCGAGCUCAAAUAUCGCUUCCAAGAAAUGCACGAAUAAGAGUACGGAUAAUCGAGUAUUAUGCCGGAUAAUGAAAUUUGAGUCGGAUACUGUGGAAUCGUCC
This is a messenger RNA of Aphanomyces astaci, 2188 nucleotides long. RefSeq lists its product as hypothetical. The record is from RefSeq and is a predicted model, not a curated record. Gene Ontology annotation, cellular component: cytoplasm. The transcript has 11 exons. NCBI's taxonomy places the organism in Eukaryota, Oomycota, Saprolegniomycetes, Saprolegniales, Verrucalvaceae. Bases 31 to 1653 code for a protein of 540 amino acids.